AGCGAGGUGGGUGACCCUGAGAGGUUGCCGUCGCGCAGUGCGCAGACAAGACGUUGCGCGUGCGCAGGCGCUCGGAGCAGAGGCCUGCCGGAAGCCAAGAUGGCGUAUAGGUGUUCUCUAGGCCACAGUUGGCGCCUUAUCAUUCUCUGAGCGGGUAUUUUGCAAGAAGCUGUGGCGAACGCCUUCUUCACCGCCAUGGCCCGGCAUCGGAAUGUUCGAGGCUAUAACUACGAUGAAGAUUUUGAAGAUGAUGAUCUCUAUGGCCAGUCUGUAGAGGAUGAUUAUUGUAUUUCACCAUCAACAGCUGCUCAGUUUAUUUACUCACGACGUGACAAACCUGUUGUUGAGCCUGUAGAAGGAUAUGGUUAUGAAGAUCUGACAGAAUCCUCCAAUUCUCUUUUGAAUCAUCAGCUAAGUGAAAUUGAUCAAGCUCGUCUUUAUUCAUGCCUUGAUCACAUGAGAGAGGUACUUGGAGAUGCUGUGCCAGAUGACAUAUUGAUUGAAGUAAUUCUGAAGAACAAGUUUGAUGUGCAGAAGGCUCUGUCAGUGGUUCUGGAGCAAGAUAAAAUGCAGAAUUUGAAGGUCAAGAAUGAGGGAGCAAUAGCUACAGAAAAGAUAGUAAAAGGCGUCUUAUUACCUUCCUCUGAAGUUUCAGCUGAUAAUGUUCAAAGCUCUUGUCCUCAGUCCCCUAAACAUUUGGAUUGCAGUAGCAAACCAUUUGAUUUUUUUGGUCCAGUAGCAAAAUAUGGAUUAUAUCAUAAUUCCUCAGUUGUACCAAGUCACUAUUUACUCUUGAAAAAAAGGAAACUAUACAGACCUAAAAGUGAAAAGAAACUAGAAUCAUGUAAGUUAACACAAGAACUGUCACUAGCUGACCUAAUGGAUGAUAUGCCAAGAGAUUCUGAUAAAAGUCAGCCAUCAGUCAGAUUAUCAUCCACAGAUAGUCUGGAAAACCUUUCAAAGAGUCUAGAUGCUGAUUUGUUAAGACCUCAUGCAUCCGAAUGUGUUUCCAAAGAUGAGUCUGCGUUCAAAAGAAUACCGGAUUUAAAAUCCUUAAUGAUGAGGAGCACGACACCUAAUAACUCUUUAUUUAUUCAAAAUAAUUCACUACCUGAUUUGCAAAACAUUCCAGUACAAAACAGUUUAGGAAGUUUAAAUAAUCCUUUCCUCCCAACUAGCUCAUUGGAAAAUGUGGCUCUUGAUAAUUUAAAUGCUCGUAAAAUAACUGAAAUUGGAGAUGUUUCUUCAGUUGAACAAAGUGCAAAGAAUUACAUUUUAGAAAAUGACAAUUUGCAGUUUUGCCAAUAUGAAGGUCCAUCUCUAGCUGAACUGUUUCAGGACCACAAAGAAAACAAUCCAAGCCAGUACUUUACUUUAUCUAAUCUUUGUAACCAGUCACCUGCCAGUUUCACAGAUCUAAGUUUAGGAUCCUUUCCCCUGUCACAACUAGCAAAUCGGUAUCAGUCUUCAACUGGAAUAUCAGAACUAACAGGAUCUCUAUCAUCUCUGGCAUUUCAUAAAGCUUCCCCUACAAGAGACCUUGAGAAUUUGUCACUUUCUGAUUUGAUUGCAGAAACAAUUGACAUAGACAACUCUCAGAUUAAGAAAGAUUCUUUCAAGCUCAGUUUAUCUGAAAUGAGGUCACCUGGAAUAGAUUCAAAUAUUGAUCUCAGUGUCCUUAUAAAAUCCCCAGAUCUUGUACCAAAACCUGUGGUAGACCAAUCAGUUGUUCCAACACCAGAAACUAAAGUUCUAAAUUCGAAGCUAGAGAAGAAUUUCAUUUCUGCCAGGGAUAAUAAGAAAAACAGUAAAGGCUCUCUGAAUAGGGAACCACCUUUUUCUUUGUCUUGGACCAAAGCCCUUGCUGCUAGACCUUCAGCUUUUGCUUCAACACUGUGUCUACGUUACCCAUUGAAAAGUUGCAAGCGACGCACCCUUGACCUCUACAAGACCUUUCUUUAUAGUAGACAAGUUCAAGAUGUAAAGGACAAAGAAAUAAGCCCUCUUAUAACAAUAACACCAUUUGACUUCAAAUCAGCAUCUCCUGAUGACAUUGUAAAAGCUAAUCAAAAGAAAGUUUUUACUAGAGAAUAGUAACAAAAGGAAAACUUGAUAACUGUUGUAGAGCUUUUUAUUUUAAAAUAACUUAAAGUCUUUAUAGGAUUACUUUAUAUUAUGGGAUUUAAGCUGUGAUUUUUAUAUUAAAAUUGUCUUAAGUUAGUUGGUAUGUAUUUUUGCACUGGAAUUUCUUUUUUUUUACUCUUAGCAAUAACUGGCUUUAUUUAAGUUGAUAGACUAUAAUAAUGGUGUAUGUUUACAAAGUGCAUAUGGAAACUUGAUAUUGUGAAAUCAAACCUCAGAUACAGUAUUUUUGUCUGAAUCAUUCAACUUUAUUAUAAUGAGACAUUUUCUUUUAUAAAAUAUUUUUGUGCUUCGUUCUUAAAUGAAAUGCCAUCACAUAAGAUUAUUAUAGUUUAGUAAUGAAGAUUUUUCUUAUACGUGGCAUAGCAUAGCUGAGACACAAUUAUAUUUUAAAAUAUUAGUGAUAUCAUUCUCAUUUUUUUCCUGUAGGCAGAUACUAACAUUUUUUUAUUAGAAAAUCUUAACAUUCCUGACUUAAGAAUACUGUAGAAUUGUUGAAAUACAUUUUUGUUGAAAAUAAAAUGAAAAUUCUUUAAAGGGACCAUGUAAAUAUUCAAAUUGGAUUAAUACAUAAAUUAUUUUUAUACAUUUUCAAAACCAUUUGUCCUAAAUGCACACUUUAAAAUAAAUAUAUAGAAAGUAUUUUCAAAUAUAGUUGCAUGUUCUUUGAAUAGAUAAUUUUAUCAGAUCUCUAACUUUUUUUACUAUAAUGAGAUAAAUGUGGCGUUUUUCUUGUUGCUGCUGAUAGCUGUGUGUGCUAAAAUCAAAGUUUCAGCAAUGGCAGACCAAAUAAGAGCUCUUAUGUCAGUAGAACAAGUAUGUAAUUCAUCGCUUAAAGCAUUUUCUUCACCUAGCAAUCAGAAUCACUGGGGGAAUUUUUUCAAAAGACAGGUAUUGUAGAUUCACUUGAGACAGGGUCAGUCAGUCUCUAAGGUAUGGCAUUUGGGAAUGUGUAUUUUUUAAAUAGUCCCUAGGUGAUUCUUAUGUAUUACUUCUACAAGAGAACUAUUGCCCUAGAGAAUUAAAUAAGAAGAAUGAAAGGAAUUACUAAUGCUUAGAAUAACAUCUGACCAACUUUAAUUUAUAAUUCAUAUUUUCUAGGAAUCAGGAAUACCAAGAAAAAUUGCUAAUUAGAAAUUAUAGUCUUUUGCAUAAGAUGAUGCUGAUAUAUUAUUAGUAUUUCUUGCAAAAAAAAGUGUCUAAAAUAUUACUUCUUAAUAAAAAUAAAAUAGCUGGCUAUUUCCCAGUAAAGAAAUAUUUUCUCUGGCAGCUACUUCACUGUACUUUUGAUAAUUUUUUUUUUUUCUAUUUCUUGUUUCUGUUUAUUUUCACAAUGACAUUCUAAUCUUUUUAGCUAUGUAUGAUGUUUAUAGUCACUGUUUUGGUGGGAAAACUUAGGCCAGCAUUAUGUCUUCAUUGUUCUUGACCAAACACCUUCUUUUGAUGUCUUCAGGUUUUAUUUUUAAUUGCAUAUUUCAUUUUGCAUCAUACUAAUGCUUAGGAGAUCAUAUAAAUCACAUACUUUAUGAUUGAUUUUAAAGUUUGAAUUACCCCAACUACUGAUUUUGUUUUUCUAGUCUUGAACCUUGAUCAAACAUUUCAAUAAUUUUAAACUAUUAAUAUAUGACUCAACUGGAUUUAUAUAUAGGCAGUCUCCAACUAAGAAGUGAAUUGUGUUCUAAGAGUUUGUUUGGAACUAACAAUAAUAUCUGAUAGAGUAAGUGCUACACAAGUGGUCCACUUUGCACAUGACUCUACAAGUACUUACUUAACCAAUAUUGAAGUUGAAUUGUAUGGUACCUUCUUUUAUAACCAGUUUUCAAGCGGAAAUAACAAUUCUUUUUAAGUCACAUAGUAGAUCUUGUAAAAUGAAUUAGAUCUCCCUUUGUUGGCUGCUUAGGAUUACAACUACCAUUUAUGAGGUUUUUUUGUUGUUUGUUUUUUAGUGGAAAAUUAAUGUUUUCCUAUUUUACUUGUCAUGGCUACUGGUCUCAGGCAUGUAUAUGGUAUGUACUUGCUCUGUUGACCUAGGAAGUGUCACAGUCUGAAAUUUAGAGGCUGGAACCAAGAAGACCCGUUUGCUCCUUCUACCUUUGGCUAUUAGCCCUUGUUAGAGACAGUGGCUGCUUGUUCAUGGAUACACUCUAGUGACAAAGAUUGCUUGCAUUAAGUGCAUAUUCUGCACCAACCACUGUUCAUUGACUAACUACUGCCUUAUAUAUGCUAAGUGUUUUUGGUUUAUUUUUUAGUUCACAUACUAAUUUUGAGAUGCAAAGCCAUUUUGAUUUGCAUUAUGAUCAAAUGCAUUAAUAUUUCAUUUCAGGACUAGAAAUAACAUUGUAAUUACAUUCUAAGUGAUGUAAAAUAAAAAACAUUUAAAAUUA
This is a messenger RNA of Pteropus alecto (black flying fox), 4526 nucleotides long. It is a transcript of the gene HBS1L, whose product is annotated as HBS1 like translational GTPase. The transcript is spliced from 5 exons. The coding region runs from base 196 to 2094 and encodes 632 amino acids. Gene Ontology annotation, biological process: translation. NCBI's taxonomy places the organism in Eukaryota, Metazoa, Chordata, Mammalia, Chiroptera, Pteropodidae. Gene Ontology annotation, molecular function: GTPase activity; GTP binding. The record is from RefSeq and is a predicted model, not a curated record.